This is a messenger RNA of Trematosphaeria pertusa, 1908 nucleotides long. RefSeq lists its product as uncharacterized. The transcript is spliced from 2 exons. The coding region runs from base 1 to 1908 and encodes 635 amino acids. NCBI's taxonomy places the organism in Eukaryota, Fungi, Ascomycota, Dothideomycetes, Pleosporales, Trematosphaeriaceae. The record is from RefSeq and is a predicted model, not a curated record.
AUGACUCCACGGCGAUCCAGUACCCAGGUUUCCCAGACCUUGGGCCGCAGCACACGACGAUCCACCAUCCAAACCCAGGGGCGCAGCCGAAGUCGUAGUCGUAGUCGCAGUCGCAGUCAUCGUCGAAAUCGAAGUCCCAGAAUCCGCGGUCGACCAUCAGAAGAGGCAGCCUUCGACUUCAAAUGCGUUCGCAAUACCUUGGACUAUAAGUACGUCAGCCUUUUAGACAUCAAGAUCGAAGACGGAACAGCAGUCGUGCCAGACGAAGCUAGCGAUAGCACAGAUGACUCUUUCCGGUAUCGGCCCAAACCUGUCAAGCCGGGGCCGCACGAGCCUGGCAUCGCGCGCAUUUUUCUCUGCCCGGAUGAAGAGAAACUCGAUGAGCUGGAAGACUAUCUCGAGUACGGGGACGACGGCCCACGGGAUCGCGUGCCUCGACGGGAAGGAAUGGGCUCCUAUACGGCGCCCGACGAACCCAGCGAUAACUGCCCCUAUGAUCUGCGCGAUGUCUUUUGGUGGCUACCCCGUCGAAGCCUCAUAUUCCAGAAUCGCAUGGGCCUCAGACAGGACCGCGUUAGGCAGGAUCGCGAUGCCACCCGAACAGAUGAGAUUUCCAGUGGAGCCGAAGAAGAUGCGUCUUCCGAACGGGCACGGAACGGCUUCGGAUUGGGACCCCUCGAUGAAGUGGACACGAUAUUUUGCUUUUCCGAGCUCUUUUUCGUCUAUCGUAGAGGCGCGGAGGAUGCUUAUGGAGAAUUGGUCCAGCACAAGCUGUAUUUGCUGAAUAACGAUGCGGAUAGGAUCACUAUCGUAUGGCGAUGUUGCACGAUGUUCGCCCCCGUCGGCGGUUCGUCCUGCCAGCAGGACUUCCUUGCUGACGUCCUCGAAAGGGGCUCCUAUGUGCGCAUGCUCAAGAGCCUCCAGCCCUCCCACGACGACUUCCUCGUCCUCUUCAUCCUGCAAGUCCUCUCCUCCGACAUCAUGCAGCUCGAGCGCGCCGUGCAAUACGAGAUCAAACCGCGCCUCUUCACCGACCUCAUGAAACCCGCGGACUCCGUCUCCACCGACUACUUCAAGGCCAUGGAAGCGCGCAUCUACAGCUUCAACCGCAUGAAAUGCAUGGUCGAGAAGGCCGAGGACAUCAACGAGAUGUGGAACUACCUCUGCCUGAAGCUCAAACUGGGCGACCUAGGCACCGAAGCUGCAAUCGAGGAUUUCUGCGAUGAAGUGCGCACGCUGACGCUGCGUGCCUCACAGCUUCUCAAGCACGCUAAGCGCAUCGAUACGCGCUACCAGGACCUCUUUGCCCUAAAUACUACCGUCUCGCAGUCGCGCCAGUCCUUCUCAGUCACCAUUCUCACCGUCCUCGCCGCCGUCUUCCUCCCGCUCUCCCUCGCCUCCGCCGUGCUCAGCAUGCAAACCCGCUUCAGCGACCUCGGCGUGCUGAUCUACGACUUCUUCGGCGUAGCCUGGAUCUUCGGCACCUUCUCGCUGGUCUGCUUCUGGCUCGUGCGGUACGGGACGCGCUUCCUCGACAAAGCCUGGAGCCUCAAGCACCUGGAGAAAGACAACUACCGCACCUGGCGGGGCUCGAUCCAGGGUAUUACGUACUCGUACAUUUUCGGGUGGACGCUGGUGCUUGUGUCGUUCUUGCUCGGCAUGUUUUUGAGGGAGACGGUGGUUGAUUGGAGGGCGUGGCCCUUUUUGGCGGUGGGCGUUACGACGUUUGUGCUUGCACCGGUUUUUGUGCCGGUUAUGGAUGUGCUGUAUACUAUCUUGUCGCUUUUCGGACUGGGCUGGUCUUUUUUCUGCUGGAGGACGAGGAGGCGCGUCAAGAGGCCGAGCGGGGGGAGAUGGAAAGGGAGGCGGCACAGCACCAAGAGGGAGUCUGCGGCGGACAACGUUUAG